Molecule: messenger RNA, 852 nt
Organism: Paracoccidioides lutzii Pb01
Exons: 4
Coding region: 1-852 (283 amino acids)
Cellular component (GO): cytoplasm
Molecular function (GO): aralkylamine N-acetyltransferase activity
Source: RefSeq, a predicted model, not a curated record
AUGUCAGAAAACGAUUCCACAGAUCCCUCACGAUCCAAAUUACAUCCUCUCCCCCUCACGGAACAGUCGAGACUUGCUGAGCGUUCCAAGCUAGCACAGGCAGAUAGCAUCGUGACUAACGAAUUGGAGCUGGAAGGGGACGACAUUGAUGAUGACGAGGACGGGUUUGUCGAAGUUGACCAUGACGACGUAGCUGACUAUGGAUGGUACUUCCGGCGCCCACCACCGACGAAGCCUACACAGCUAGAUCAACUACAUCCAUUCGUCCAGCUGCUGUCUUUAUCAAAUGUGAAUGAUUGUCUGGCGGUCGAGGCGGCGUUUCCGGAGCAUCAGAGGUGUACGGAGGAAAAGAUAUUAUAUCGUUUAACCAAAUGCCCCGAACUAUCCUUGGGCAUCUUCUCCCUUCCCCCACGGGAGCCCGGCCAACCUAAACCACAACCAACACUCGUCGCCCACAUUCUAGCCACAAGAACCCCAGCACUAUGCGUAACCGAUGCCUCCAUAGGUAUCCCGCCAAACUGGCAAGACAAAACCACCCCCACCUCCACACUCGGAGCUGACAACGGGUCAGAACCUCUCGGCCACCAGGACCAAGGAUCCACAAUCGCAGUGCACUCCCUCGCAGUCUUGCCAGAGCACCAGGGUAAGCGUCUGGGAUCAACUCUUAUGAAAUCGUAUAUCCAGCGGAUCAAGGAUGCCGCUAUUGCUAACCGUAUUGCGCUCCUGGCGCAUGACCAUCUGAUACCGUUUUACACCAGUUUGGGGUUUGAGAAUCGGGGUUUGAGUGACUGCACGUUUGGGGGUGGGGGAUGGUAUAGCAUGGUUCUAGAGUUCUCAGACGCGGGAGUUUGA